Molecule: messenger RNA, 1812 nt
Organism: Lodderomyces parapsilosis
Lineage: Eukaryota; Fungi; Ascomycota; Pichiomycetes; Serinales; Debaryomycetaceae
Gene: GAP6
Product: Gap6p
Exons: 1
Coding region: 1-1812 (603 amino acids)
Biological process (GO): amino acid transmembrane transport
Cellular component (GO): membrane
Molecular function (GO): amino acid transmembrane transporter activity
Source: RefSeq, a predicted model, not a curated record
AUGCCAUCUUCUUCACCAGUGGCAUCAAUCAAACUGCAAGAAAAGAGCAUAAAUGACCUUCAUGCUUCAUCAAUAUCAAGUGCAAACUCCAAUGAACCAAAACGCAGCGCAUGGGCGAAUUUUAAAGACUCAUUUAAACCACCAGAAUCAACAACCAAUCGCAAAAGUCGACCUCAACAAUCACCACAACUGACAACGUCUGCAUCCGAUGAUGACGCAGAUUCCACCAACAAGGCUACUGAUAUCAACAACAUCAACAGUGAUGACAUUGAAGAAGGCAGUAUACAUGCUCCAUUGAAACAAACUCUUAAAAAAAGACAAUUGCAAAUGAUUGCUCUUGGUGGAUGUGUUGGUUCUGGAUUAUUGGUGGCUUCAAGAUCAGCCAUGAAAAAUGGUCCUGCCAGUUUGAUUGUUGCUUGGGCCAUCGUUUCCACUUUUUUGUAUUGUACGAUGCAAUCAUUGGCCGAAUUGUCCAGUAGUUACCCCGUCACUGGUUCUUUUGCCACUUAUUCAGUUAAAUUUGUUGAUCCUAGUUGGGGUUUUGCCAUGGGGUGGAACUAUGCCAUGUUUUGGGUUAUUGUAUUGCCAUUGGAAUUGGUGGCUUCAGCAUUGACAAUAAAUUUCUGGAACUCAGAUAUAAAUAGUGAUGCAUGGGUAGCAAUUUUCUACGUGUUGAUUUUCUUCCUAAAUAUGUGUGGCAAUAAAGGGUUUGGUGAAACCGAAUUUGUUGCUUCUAUAAUCAAAUUGUUGGGAAUUGUUGGGUUCAACAUCUUGGCCAUUGUUUUAAUUUGUGGUGGUGGUGAUCAAGGGUUUAUUGGAGGCAAGAAUUGGCAUCCACCAUUCACUACUGGGUUCAAGGGAGUUGUAUCGGUUUUGUUAACGGCAACUUAUUCAUUGGCUGGAACUGAAUUGGUUGGUUUAACAUCAAGUGAAUCAGCUGGAGAUUCGAGAAAGAUUUUACCAAAAGCAAUCAAACAGGUUGUUUGGAGAAUUCUCAUCUUUUACAUGACUACAUUGACACUACUUGGCUGUUUGGUUAAUCACGAUAACCCUCGUUUAGAUGCUGAUGGGAAUGCCGCUUCACCAUUUGUUAUUGCCAUCAAGGAAGGUGGUAUAAAGGGAUUACCUUCAGUGUUUAAUGUGGUUAUCUUGGUGGCACUUUUAGCGAUUGCCAACUCAGCCGUGUAUGGGUUUUCAAGAACUAUUUUGGCUUUAGCUGAACAAGGUCUUGCUCCCAAGAUUUACACUUAUGUUGAUAGAAAGGGAAGACCAUUGGCUGGGAUUGCCACAUCAGCAUUUGUGGGAUUAUUAUCUUUUAUUUCGGCAUCAAAAAGCCAAGCUGACGUUUUUGAUUGGUUGGUUGCAUUAUCUGGAUUAUCUACUUUGUUUACUUGGGGAAGUAUCAAUGGAGCUUUUAUUAGAUAUCGUAUGGCAAUGAAGGCACAAGGAAGGUCUACUGAUGAUUUAGCAUACAAAUCCAACAGUGGACUCAUUGGCGCAUAUUACGGUUUAAUUGCUAAUGUCGCCAUCUUGGGACUUCAAUUUUGGCUUGCAUUGUUUCCUAUUGGCAAGCCACCAAAAGCUGUUACAUUUUUCAAAACUUAUCUUGGUGGAGUCAUUGUCCUUGUAUUUUAUGUUGGUCAUAAACUUUGGACUAGAAGUUGGAGACUUUAUAUCAGAGCCAAAGACAUUGAUCUCGAUAAUGGGAAAACAGCUGUUGAUAUUGAUUUGAUCAAACAAGAAAUUCAAGAAGAAAAAGAAGCAUUAAGAGCAAAGCCAUUGUACUAUAGAGUUUACGACUUUUGGUGUUAG